Trichobilharzia szidati is the source of this 952-nucleotide messenger RNA. Lineage: Eukaryota; Metazoa; Platyhelminthes; Trematoda; Strigeidida; Schistosomatidae. The record is from the annotation of a GenBank genome assembly.
UAGGACACAUGCCGCCAAAUAUAAUUUUGCGCUACUUUGAUUAGUGUGGUCACCGUUUUUCUGCGUCAUGACAACGAAGUAUGACAGAGCAAUUACAAUAUUUUCUCCUGAUGGUCAUCUUUUCCAAGUAGAAUACGCUCAAGAGGCAGUUAAGAAAGGUUCAACUGCAAUUGGUGUCAGAGGAAAAAACUGUGUUGUGUUGUGUGUCGAAAAGAAGGCAACAACUAGGCUACAGAAUGACAGAACCGUUAGAAAAAUAGCUCUUGUGGAUGAUCACGUUGCAGUGGCCUUUGCAGGACUCACUGCUGACGCUCGGAUUUUGAUAAGUAGAAUUAGAGUGGAGUGCAAAAGUUACAAAUUGACCGUUGAGGAUCCCGUCUCUUUGGAAUAUAUUUCCAGAUACAUGGCCCAAUUAAAGCAAAAAUACACUCAGAGUAAUGGUCGUCGUCCUUUUGGCGUAUCGACUUUAAUAUGUGGAUUCAACCAAGAUGGCACACCACAUUUGUACCAGACCGACCCUUCUGGGACUCAUUUCGAGUGGUUGGCCAACGCCAUCGGUAAAAAUGCGAAAGUAGCGCGUGAAUUCUUGGAAAAGAAUUACACUGAAGAGGCUGUAUCAGAUGAAUAUGGAACUGUGAAGCUUGCAGUCAAAGCCCUUAUGGAAGUAGUUCAAUCAGGUGCCAAACACAUGGAGUUGGCUGUAAUGAGAUGGAAAGCACCGACAAAGCCUGGGGAUUCUUUUGUCGACUGGCAAAUGCUGGAGUAUGCUGAUAUCCAAAAGUAUGUUCAAGCCAUCGAAAAAGAGCGAGAAGAAGAGGCAGAGAGAAAACGUCAGAAAAAAGAAGCAGCCGCAGCAUUGUAACUUAUAACCGGUUAUUAAGAAAAAAAGGUGUACAAUUGUAAUUUUCAUGUUUUAUGCACACAUAGAGAAAAUAUGUUUGAUUUUACUAUA